AUGAGCGGAGAACAAAGAAAACUUCCUGACUGGAUAGCAGCAAAGAGAAGGGAAACAACCAUGGAUUACAGUAAGAAAUUUACCUGGAAGAAAAACAUUUUGGAAGACAGUCUCCCAUACUUGGAAUUCAGUGGUUCUGUUUACUAUAGUAAUGAGUCCAAUGAUUGCUCUUACUUGUCAGAGUGUAUCAGAGAGAAGCUUCCUGAAGGGUCAGCAAUUGGGUUUGACAUUGAAUGGCCUCCUGUUUAUAUUAAAGGGAAAACUGGAAAGGUUUCCCUUAUUCAAGUGUGUCUCUCAGAAUUGGAAUGCUACCUAUUUCACAUUUCAUCCAUGACAGGUUUUCCAAAAGGUCUUAAGAGACUGCUUGAAAAUGAGUCUAUAAAGAAAGUUGGCGUGGGGAUAGAAGGAGAUCAGUGGAAACUACUGAGUGACACUGAUGUGAAAUUGAAAGGAUUUAUUGAGCUUACUGAUGUGGCCAAUGAGAAACUUAAAUGUAAAGAAAAGUGGAGUUUGAAUGGCUUAGUUAAACACCUCUUUAGCAAGCAGCUUCUGAAGGAUAACUCUGUUCGUUGUAGCAGCUGGGACAGGUUUCCUCUUACUGAUGAGCAGAGACUCUAUGCUGCAUCAGAUGCUUAUGCCAGUCUUCUAAUUUACCAAAAACUAGAGAACAUGGAUGAAAGUGAGAGGGAUCUGUUCCAUGUCAGUACAGAGGAUAGUGCAGCUUCACUUGAGAUGAAGAGCAAGCUCAAGGCUCUGUCACAGGAGUGUCUUGAUUUGGUGGAUCAAGUCCCAUAUGAUUUUGAAAUGUGUGGAAAGACACAAAGAGCUGCAGAUAUUCUUGCAAAACUUUCUGGGAGCUUGGAAGAUGUCAGAAGUGUACUUUUAGAAUCAUCAAAGGCACAGGAGGACUUUGAAGAAUUGGUUUGUAAAGGCUCACCGGAGAGUAGUAACAAAACUGGAGCCUGUGUGUCUGAUUGUGAAGUCAAACCAAGUAGUAAAAGAGAUGACUGUAGACAAGAAACAAAUUAUAGUUCUGUUGGAAAACGUGAUGCCCAUCUUAAAGGAAGCAUGGACCAAGACUUUGCCAUGACUUUAGGCAUCACUGAAGAGGAAUUUCAGCUGAUGGAAGCCAUGGGUGAAAUGCACAACAAGAAAGAUGAUGAAUCUAUUGAGGAAUAUAUGGGCAUUGAUGAUGAAAUUCACCACAACCCUGGUAUUGAGAGUGAUGAAGAGUUGGAGAGUGAAAUGCUCAAGUCUGUAGCGGAUUUGGAAAACAGCCCAGAAUAUGACACUGGAACAAAAUCAUUCUCGACAAAUAGUAAAUAUUUGAAUAAUGCUGUGGAUGACGAAGAAGAUGAAGGCAUCGAAGAGGAAAUUGAAGAAGACUGGGAUCCGUGUCUUCCUGAACCAAAUGCUGAGCAAAUAGCUUGCUUGAAGACAUAUUUCGGUCAUUCAAGUUUUAAACCAGUUCAGUGGAAAGUCAUACAUUCAGUUUUAAAAGAAAGAAGAGACAACCUUGUUGUCAUGGCAACAGGCUAUGGAAAGAGCUUAUGCUACCAGUUUGCACCAGUUUACACUUCUGGUAUUGGUAUUGUCAUCUGUCCCCUGAUUUCACUCAUGGAAGAUCAAGUGAUGCAGCUAGAAAUGUCAAACAUUCCUUCUUGUUUUCUUGGAUCUGCGCAAUCUAAAAACGUCAUGCAAGAUGUAAGGGCAGGCAAAAUAAAAGUAAUUUACAUGACUCCUGAAUUCUGUUCCAGUGGCAUUACAAUGCUUCAAGACCUAGACAACAAAUAUGGUAUAACUCUUAUAGCAAUUGAUGAAGCACACUGCAUUUCAGAAUGGGGUCACGACUUUAGAAGUGCCUACCGGAAAUUGGGCUCUCUUAAGAAAAUGCUUCCUACGGUACCUAUUGUGGCUUUGACAGCAACAGCCAGCCCUUCAAUUCGUGAAGAUAUUUUGAAAUCUUUAAAUCUGCGGAAUCCACAAGUCACAUGCACUAGUUUUGACCGUCCAAACCUUUUUCUGGAAGUAGGAAGGAAGACUACAAAUAUCAUACAGGAUCUGCAAAAGUUUCUUAUUAAGAAGCCAAGAGGGUCUGGAUGGGAAUUUGAAGGCGCCACAAUUGUUUACUGCCCCUCCAGAAAGACAUCUGAACAGGUAACCUCAGAAUUGUGUAAGCUGAGCAUUUCCUGUGGUACUUACCAUGCUGGCAUGGGGAUCAAGGCAAGAAGAGAGGUACAUCAUCGCUUCAUGAGAGACGAAAUACAGUGUGUUGUUGCCACUGUUGCAUUUGGUAUGGGGAUCAAUAAGCCGGAUAUUCGUCAAGUUAUCCACUAUGGAGCCCCUAAAGAAAUGGAAUCCUAUUAUCAGGAGAUUGGAAGAGCUGGAAGAGAUGGGCUUCCGAGCAGUUGUCAUGUUUUAUGGGCUCCCACAGACAUGAAUUUUAACAGGCACAUGCUGAGUGAGAUCCAAAAUAAACAUUUUCGGGAAUACAAACUGAAAAUGUUAGCGAAGAUGGAAAAAUAUCUUCUUUCAAGCAAUUGCAGGCGCAGGAUCAUCUUGUCUCAUUUUGAAGACAAACAACUCCGUAAGGCCUCUUAUGGUAUCAUGGGAACUGAAAAAUGUUGUGAUAACUGCAAGACCAGAUUAAAAUAUAACCUUCCAGUCAAAGAUGUAGAAGACCGUGUUGAAGAUUUUGGUCCACAGGCUCUACAGCUGUUAUCUGCAGUAGAAGCUUUGGGCGAAAAAUUUGGCACUGGUGUCCCUGUCUUAUUUCUUCGUGGAUCUUUUUCUCAGCGGUUACCAGACCGAUAUCGUUGCCAUCCUCUGUUUGGUCGGGGAAAAUCUCAGACUGAGGUUUUCUGGAAGGCUUUGGCACGAGUGUUGAUCACUGAAGGCUAUCUCCAAGAGUCCACUGGUCACAGCAAGUUUGCAACUACAUGUGGUCUUACAACCAAGAGCAGGAACUGGAUGAGUAAAGCCACGAAUGAGUCCAGUCCAACGCUGCUUCUUCAGCCAAAUGAAGAGUUGUGUUCUAACAAACCCACUGCCGUAAGUUUACAGCCACGCUCUCCUGUGGUCAUUCAGCCGUCGCCUCAUAGAACAUCCAGUAAAUCUGUUACUGACCUUCAGAAACUUUCACUAAAAGGCAAGUUCUCCUACCAAGAGGCUGAGAAGCUUCCUAAAGUGGAAUCCUCUAAAACCAGCAGUUUGGGAAUUCAGCAACCAUGUAAGCCACCUGAACCCACAAUUUCAGCAAGAGACCUCGAACUGCAGACUACACUGUAUGGCAAGUUGGUAUCAGCUAGGCAGAAAAUAGCCAGUGAGAAGGACAUUCCACCAGCUGUGCUAGCUACCAACAAGGUGCUUGUGGACAUGGCUAAAAUGAGACCAACAACAGUUGAAAAUAUGAAGAAGCUUGAUGGAGUCUCAGAAGCCAAGGCUAAGAUGCUGGCUCCUCUUGUGGAAGUAGUCAAGGAGUUCUGCUUGGCCAACUGUCUGAAGGUAGAUUCCUUUUCAGAUGGAAAACCAAGUUCAAGUGUGCGUGUAUCAAAAGGUUCAGUUGUCAUGUCACUCCCAGAAUCUCCACGCAUCACCUACUCCCUGUUUCAGGAACAGAAACUGUCUUUGCAAAAAAUUGCUGAUGCCAGAAGUAUAAGCUUGGCAGCAGUUGGUAUGCAUCUUUGGCAAGCUCUAAAAGCAGGCUAUCAACUCGAUGUGCAGCGAGCUGGCUUGACUCCUGCAAUACAGAAGACCAUCACUAAUGUGAUUAAAAGUCCUCCGAUAAACUCAGGUCUUUCAAGUUUUCAAGCUAUCCGUUCUUUGGUGGCCCCCGAAAUUGAUAUUUACUUGGUAAGAAUGGUGAUUACACUGCUUGAAAAAGAAGGGAGUGAUGACAGUGAAUUAAAGGCGGAGUCCUCAACCAGCAAAUCUUUACAAGGUCUUGCUUCGCAGCCUGUGGGACCAUCACAGCCAAAGACUUGUUUAAAUAACAGCUCCUGGAUUGAAAAGAAGAAACUAGUGGAAGAGAGCAAAACUGACGUCCAGCUAGCGCUCACAAAACUGGAGCUGCCUAAAACGCCUGCAGUAGCCCCAAUCAAGCUUGCCUCAUGGAAUCAGCCUUUGCCAGAUGAAGACACUGAAUACCUAUUUUCAGAAUCACAGUUACAGACUUCAAAAAGAAAACUGCCUCAAUGGUUUAGCGCACCCAAAGAACAUCCCAGAAUGCCCAAUCUUGUCAAAAAAGCCAAAACUGGAAAAAAGAAAGGCCUUUUUGGUUGAAAAAGAUGCUGCCAGCAUUUUUAGCAGAAAUACAAUAUAAACAUGCUACAAGGUAGCAAAAUUAUACCAUACUGCAAACUGUGAAAUAUUUUCACUUAAUUCUAAGUGUAUAUUUAAAGUGCGGGUAUUGUUUGUUCACUAGAUAAGCUUUAAU
Messenger RNA from Nanorana parkeri, 4435 nucleotides. It is a transcript of the gene WRN, whose product is annotated as Werner syndrome RecQ like helicase. Lineage: Eukaryota; Metazoa; Chordata; Amphibia; Anura; Dicroglossidae. The coding region runs from base 1 to 4281 and encodes 1426 amino acids. Gene Ontology annotation, biological process: telomere maintenance; DNA replication; double-strand break repair via homologous recombination. The record is from RefSeq and is a predicted model, not a curated record. The transcript has 36 exons. Gene Ontology annotation, molecular function: four-way junction helicase activity; 3'-5' exonuclease activity; 3'-5' DNA helicase activity. Gene Ontology annotation, cellular component: nucleus; nucleoplasm; cytoplasm.